AGCCAUUGCGGCUCAAGGGCGCGCCUUCCCGUCACCCGCCCCCCGCGCCAUUGGCCAGCGGCCUGGCCCCGCCGCUGGCUGGGAGGGCAGCGGCCGCGGUCGUUUGCAGCAUGGCAUCGCCGCAGCAGCAGCAGCAGAUGAUGAUGGCCGCGAUGCAGCAGCAGAUGAUGGCCUCGCAAAUGGCCGCGGCCGCCAAAGGCGGAGCCGGCGGCGCUGGCGACGGCGGCGUGGGCAACGAUAGAGCGAUUUCGGUCAGCGGUUGCUCCCACGGGACCGUGGGAGCCAUCGUCCGCGGCUCUUACACCAUGGCGUCGCAGAACCACGGGAAGCCCACGUAUAAGAAGGAUACGCAGGUCAACGGCCUUGACGUGAUGCUGUACUUCUGGGACGAGCGUGACGGGAAGGCGUUCAGCGGCUGGUGGUUCGGGCCGAAGGUCGGGGGCGACCAGGUCUGGGCCUACCACCCGGGCAACAUCGCGACCCCGCCGAAGAGCGGUUGGAAGGUGCCCUGCGAUGGGCCCGUCGACCCGACCUUCGCCAUCGCGGGCGGGGCCGGGCAGGCCUGGGGCGGCCAGCAGCAGCAGCAGCAGCAGCAGCAGCAGCAGAUGCAGCUGCAGAUGCAGCAGAUGCAGCAGCAGCAGAUGCAGCAGCAGCAGAUGCAGCAGCAGGCCAGCAGCAGUGGGGAGGCCAGCAGCAGAAGGGCGGCCCGCAGCAGGGCUGGGGUGCCGCCCAGAAGGGCGGGCCCAAGGGAGACCCCAAGGGCGGGGCCAAGGGCGGCUACGGCAAGGGCGGCAAGGAUCAGCAGUCCCAGCAGAUGGCGAUGCAGGCGCAGAUGCAGAAGAUCGAGGAGAUGAAGAGGCAGCAGGAAGAGCUCAAGAGGAAGCAGGAGGAGGAGAAGCAGAAGAAGGAGGCAGAGAUGGCGAGGAAGCGCCAGGAGCAGGCCUCCACGCUGACAAUCCGUAGGGUAAUCACGAAGCUUCGCACUGCGACGCCUGAGUCCAUAGAUGAAGUCAAGGCGGAGCUCCAGACGACCCUCGCGAAGGAGCUCGGGAACUGCGGCGCUCAGACGGCGAAGAUGCAGGAGGAGGCAGAGAAGGGGGUCCAGAUGGCCACGCAGCGCAUCGAGCAGCUCCUCGCCCAGAAAAGGGAGCUGGAGGCGAAGAAGGCCGCCAUGGAGUUGCAGCGGAAGGAGGCGAGGGAGACUGCUGAGAAGCUCCUGAAGGAGCUCGAGGCCCUCGGAGAGCAGUCCGAGACCAUGGUCCAGGAGAUGAAGGAGAAGAGCGAGCCGCUGAAGGAGGCGGCCGAGAUGAGCAUGGCCCUUGUGGAGAAGACGGCCAAGGCCGUUGAGGAGAUGGGCAACAAGGCCAAGGAGAAGGUGAAGUCGGUGGCGGAUUUUCUCAGGGAGAACAGCCAGAAGAUGAAGGUCCCUCCGAAGGAGGGCGCGGUAGACAUCGCCGCCGGGAUCACCAAGGCAUUCAGCAAGAACUCGGAGCACACCCGCGAGGCGGAGAUUGCCAUCAAUUUUGCGAAGGCCACGCUGGCCAAGAUGGCGAAGAAGGCCAGGGCAACGAAGAUGAUGGAGGCCAUGUCCGCCACUUUUGCCAAGUUCAACAAGGCCAAGGAUGGCUUCAUGAGCAAAGGCGAGAUCAAAUAUUACGCGAAAGCCACCUUCAAGUUCACGCUGAGCGACGCGGCCCUCAAGCAGAUGUUCGCCCUCCUCGGCGCAGAGAGGGGCGUGCAGAGGGAUGAUUUCCAGAGGCUCAAGGUGAUGAUCGGCUGCGCCCGCGAGAUGGAAAAGGACGAGGCGCGGAAGAAGGAGCGAUUGGAGAAGGAGGCGGUGCUCGAGGGGAUGAAGAAGGAGGCCAGUGAGCAGAUCGCCAAAGCGCUGGAGGCGAUCCUUGCUUCGGAGGAGCUCGUCAAGAAGGCGGACGUGGCGGCGGCGACGGCAUUCGGCAGGGCUUCGAAGACGGAGGCCUCGGGCAUGGCGGGAGAGGCAGACGACUUGGACAAGCUGGUCGCGGAGGCGAAAGAGGACGUCGAGAAGACGAGGGGGGCCAUGAAGAGCCUGGCGGAGGGCAUCGAGGACGACAUCCGAGCGUGGGCGACGGGCGAGCUCCGGCCGCUCGAGGCGAAGAUGAAGGCCUGGGACGCGAGGACGAGCAAGGCGACGGCCACUGUGGCCAAGCUGCGCGACAUCGCCAAGAGGAAGGAGCUGGCCGAGCUCGCCGUGGUCGAGGGCCGCGCUCUCGCCAUCAUGAGGUUCCACCAGCGGGAGAAUAAGCUCCGCAAGGAGCAGCUGUUUGAGCUCUUCGACGCCGAUAAGGACGGCAAGGUCUGCGAGGCCGAGUUCGUCAAGUUUUUCGAGAGCUGCAAGCGCCCGCCGAAGGCCAGGGCGGAGAAGAAGGAGGGCGAGGCCGAGGCCAGCGGCGGCGGCGAGGACGAGCUGGAGCCCGCCCCCACGGCCGAGAGCCUGUCCAAGGUGUUCAAGAGCCUGGACGAGGAUGAAGAGGGCUUCCUGUCCAAAGGCCGCUUUGGGAUGAUCAUGAUUUCUGUCAUGAAAGUUGUAGUGGAGACCAAACUCUCGAAGGAAGCGGCCGCCGACAGUGACGCGGUGAGGCAGCUGGAUAAGGGAGAGGUGGUCGAGGUGGUCGAGGUUCCCGUCGAAGAAGGGAAGACCAAGCGCGCAAAGGUGGUCGCCAUCAAGGACGGCGCCGAGGGCUACGUGACCGUGACAGAUGACAAUGGCGCGGUGUUCCUCAGGGAGGGUGGCAAGAUGUUCAAGGUGGUGAAGGAAACCAUCAUGACCGAAUGCUUCGACCUCGAGGAAGAUGCUUCAGAAAAGAAGGUGGCCGCCAGAAAGCUCAAGGUGGGAGAGCUUGUCGAGGUCAGGGAGUACCCGAAGAAGGAGGAGAAGUCUGGGCUCACGCGCAUGAAGUGCAAGGCCAAGACGGACGGCCGCCUUGGCUGGGCCACCACUCUCGGCAAUGUCGGGGCGGUGUUCUUGGAGGUCGCGUAGGGCUUCGCAGCAUGCUCAAUACGAUCGA
Molecule: messenger RNA, 3044 nt
Organism: Prorocentrum cordatum
Lineage: Eukaryota; Dinophyceae; Prorocentrales; Prorocentraceae
Source: the annotation of a GenBank genome assembly